Messenger RNA from Adelges cooleyi (spruce gall adelgid), 5562 nucleotides. It is a transcript of the gene Toll-6, whose product is annotated as toll-like receptor 6. Gene Ontology annotation, molecular function: protein binding. Gene Ontology annotation, cellular component: extracellular matrix. NCBI's taxonomy places the organism in Eukaryota, Metazoa, Arthropoda, Insecta, Hemiptera, Adelgidae. The record is from RefSeq and is a predicted model, not a curated record. The coding region runs from base 344 to 4138 and encodes 1264 amino acids. The transcript has 2 exons. Gene Ontology annotation, biological process: signal transduction.
GUCGUCGACCAGCAUGUACGGCCGGGCACAUUCAGUCCGCCAUCGGGCACCGUUCCAACGAGUCCGCGCCAACGGGAUGAACAACCGACCGUUGCUGAAAGCCGUUCGCGUUACGUUACUCUGACACGUUAUAAUAACAUUACUGCCGUAGUCUCCGAACACAUACGCCGUCGUUUGAUUUUUUUUUAUAGUAAAAACAAAAUAAUAUCGUCGUCGGUGGUUUUGUUUUUAUUUUUCUGUUAUUUUAAUUUUUUUUUAUUUAGUUCAUGAUCGCGAUAAACUGAUUUCGGCGCCGGCCCGAUGCGCGUUUAACCGGCCGCUCGCCAUAACCUACGGCCGCAGGAUGUGCGUUUUUUUCGCGAUACUCAUACUCAUACCGGUGUGGCACUCGGUGUGUGGCCAGACCGUCGGGUCGAACGCGUCUGCGGCGCUCAACUAUGACGCGCCGGAAGAUUGCGCGUGGAGAGUCCGGGCCGAAAAUCCGUCCGGCGACGAAGUGGUGUUGGCCUGUACGCUGCGGACCAUCAACAGCGACAUGGACAUGACGAAUUUUUCCGCCAUCCCGUCCGAGCACACCGUGUCGCUGUUGAUAUCGUGCGACCCCACGGUGAGCACCACCAGCUCGCUGGAAAACCAGAGCUUCGCCCACCUGCUCCGACUCCGGGAACUGGAACUCGACUCUUGCAAACUGGCUCGUUGGCCGUCGGGCACGCUGACCGGGCUUGGUGACCUGAGAAACCUGACCGUCCGGACGGGCGCGUCCGACUGGCCUAACCCCAACGCGACCGUGGACAUAGCGGCCGGCAGUUUCGCGCACGUUCGCCGACUUGAGCGGCUGGACCUGAGCACCAAUAACCUGGUGGACGUGCCGGAAAACACGUUUUGCCAGCUGCCCAAUCUGGUCCACCUAAACUUGAGCCGCAACCGCAUACAGGACGUCGGCGACCUGGGCUUCAAAGAGCGUACGCCGUCUCCGCCCCAGCCGUUGAUCAGCGGCCGCGAUGACGUGUACGACGUGGACCAGUACCAGAGGAAGUCGCCGACGGGCCCGUGCUCGCUGGACGUGCAGUCCGUCGACUUGUCCUGGAACCGAUUCGUCACGUUGCCCGCCAACGGAUUUAGUUCGUUGCGACGGCUCACCGAGCUCCGUCUGGCCGGAAACGCCAUUUCCGCGGUGGCCGAUCGGCCGCUGGGCGGACUGGCCAACCUCGAGGUACUCGACUUGUCUUGCAACUUUAUCGUAUCGCUGCCCGUCAACAUGUUCAAGGACGUGGCCGAGAGCAUCAAACAAAUAUACUUGCAAAACAACAGCAUCGGCGCGCUCGCGCCUGGCCUGUUCGUCAAUUUGUACCAGCUCACGUCGUUGGACUUGUCGUACAAUCAGCUGUCAAGCGCGUGGAUAGACGCCGGCACGUUCACCGGACUAAUACGGUUAGUGACGCUGAACCUGGCCAACAAUAAAAUAACAAAGUUGGACCCGACCAUGUUCCACGACCUGUACACGUUGCAAGUGUUGAAUUUGGCCGGCAACGCCAUCGACGCCGUACCGGACGACGCGUUCAUCCCGUUGCGGAACCUUGACACGCUCAUCUUGUCCAGCAACAAGAUCGUCCAGAUCAGCCCGUUCGCGUUGAACGGUUUGUAUGCGCUGACGUUGCUGUCGCUGGACGGCAACAAGCUGACGGACGUGCACGAAGAAUGUUUUAGGAAUUGUACUACUCUCCAGGACAUAAAUCUAAGCGGCAACGCGCUCAAGUCCGUGCCGGCCGCCCUAAGAGAAAUGGCACUAUUGAAAACCGUAGAUUUGGGCGAAAACAAAAUUAAUACCAUCGAGCCCGAUUCGUUUUUCGGCAUGUCGAACUUGUACGGGUUAAGACUGAUCGGUAACCGGAUUAGAAAUCUGACGGCUAACGCAUUUGGUAAUUUACCGUCCCUACAGAUCCUAAAUCUCGCGCACAACCAAAUCGACUACGUGGAAAAACAGGCGUUCAAGAACAUACCGAAAAUCCAAGCCAUCCGUGUGGACGGCAACCGUUUGUCGACCGUGGAACACUUGUUCCGGGACGUAUCCAGUCUGCUGUGGCUGAACGUGUCCGACAACGUGUUGAACGACUUCGAUUACGAUAUGUUGCCGCCGCAAUUGGAAUGGCUGGACAUGCACAAAAACUAUUUGACCGAGUUGUCCAACAAAAAAAGCGUCAGCAAUCAAAUACUCACGCUGGACGUCCGGUACAACUACCUCACGUACAUCAGUCCGUCGUCCAUACCGGACGGCGUGGAAAUCCUGUUGAUGAACGACAACCAGAUCAUGACGGUCGAACCGGGUACGUUUUUGAAAAAGGCCAACAUCACUCGGGUGGACAUGUACUCCAACCAUAUCGUCCAGCUGGACAUCAACGCUAUACGGUUGCCGCCGGUGCCGGCCGGACGGCCGUUACCGGAAUUCUACAUCGGAAGCAACCCGUUCCAGUGUGAUUGCAAAAUGGAAUGGUUGCAGCGCAUCAACCAGCUGGCCGAUUUGCGACUGUACCCGCUCAUCAUGGACAUCCCGCUCAUUUACUGUAAACUGUUGUACAACCGCGAGAACAAAUACGUGCCACUGUCCGAUAUCAGCCCGUCGCAGUUCGUGUGCACUUACAAGACCCAUUGCUUUACCGUGUGCCAGUGUUGCGAAUUUGACGCGUGCGACUGCGAAAUGACUUGCCCGGCCAACUGCACGUGCUACCACGAUCAGCCGUGGUCGUCCAACAUCGUUGACUGUUACUCGUCCAAUUACACGCAGCUGCCCGCCAAAAUACCGAUGGACGCCACCGAGGUGUACCUGGACGGCAAUCGGUUCACGCACCUAUCCAGCCACGCGCUUCUUGGCCGGAAAAAUUUGCGCAUACUGUUCGCCAACAACUCGGGCAUCCAGUCGAUCAGGAACGACACGUUCACCGGGCUGAAGCGGCUGGCCGUGCUGCACCUGGAGAACAACAAGAUCGAACGUUUCGACGGGUCCGAGUUCAACACGGUGGAAAACCUCAAGGAACUGUAUUUGCAGUACAACUCGAUCAGCCACGUGAACAACAUGACGUUCGAACCGCUGAAAAGUCUGCGCGUGCUCCGACUCGACAACAACCGGCUCUACGACUACGACGUAUGGACCCUGUCGGUCAACGUGCACCUGACCGACUUGCAACUGUCCAACAACCCGUGGUCUUGCGAAUGCGAAUUCGUCCAGUCGUUCCGGCGGUUCAUGAUGGUGUCCGGCGACAGGGUGACGGACACCGCGGAAGUGGAGUGCCGGCCGGAAGGCACCCGGGACGCCGUCAGUAUCCGGGACCAAAACACCACGGAGUGCAGUUCGUUUUUCGGGUCCAUCGUCGAGAACCGCAUCGUCCGCGACGUGUUGCCCACAGCGCUGACCGCCGUUUGCCUGGUGUUGGCGGUAAUAUUGGUCCUCUACCUGACCGUCGUGUACAGGGACGAGUGCCGCGCUUGGGUGUACUACAAGUGCGGCUUCCGGAUAUGCCACAAGACGGUUCCGUUCGAGGACGACCGCAUGUUCGACGCGUACGUGGCGUAUAGCCUCAAGGACGACGGGUUCGUCGCUCAAAUGCUGGCGCCGGGGCUCGAGCAGGGUACGCCCAGGUACAGGGUGGGCUUGCACUACCGCGACUUCAACGUCAGCUCGUACGUGGCCGACACCAUCGUGGAGGCCAUCGAGUCGUCCAAGCGAACGGUGCUGGUGGUGUCCAAGAACUUCGUCGAGUCCGAGUGGUGCCGGUUCGAGUUCAAGUCGGCGCUGCACGAGGGCCUCAAGGACAAGAGGGGUCGGCUGAUCGUGGUCACCCUGGGCGAAAUACAGCCCAGGGACGUGGACCCGGAGCUCAGGGUGUACAUGAAGAACGCGGUGACCGUCAACUGGGGCGACCGCAUGUUCUGGGAGAAGUUGAAGUUCGCCAUGCCGGACGUGAGCAAGUCGUGCCAGAGCCUGAUCGCCCGGUCCAGGAACGGCGCCAACAUAUACGCCACCCCGAUGAGGAUGCCGCCGUAUCCGUACGCCGGCCAGCCGCAGAGGACGGCGUCCGUUCAGUCCGGAAAGUACUACUUGACGCCAGCCUACGUGGACUCGUCGCAGCACCUCUGGGCGUAGCGACACUCGGCCAUCUCAAGAGUUGUGAAGACCCAGGCGGACCACGGCUCAAAACUAAAAAUUCAACCUACGACGAAGUCUUUUUAAAUUGUGUCUCUUUUUUUUUUCAUUCUAUAAUACGCUUUCUUUUCAAUCGCUACCUACACCUUUGUACUUUGACCGAUACUAUUGUUUCGAAAUUGAUUCGUAUACUUUUUAAGUCAUUUACUUUGUAUAGCUAUAUGAGAAUCUUUACGCGGACAACUAAAACCGUUCGCGGUUAUGUUUUUAAGUUUCUCUUCUGACAGGUACAAACAACAAUACCGAAUCUAGUCAAAAGUCCGGCGACUAAUUUCCGCCACCUUAGCCCGUUCACAGUAGUCGGUGGCUAAAUGUACUGUCCUCGAGGUUUUGUCAGGUGAAAAUAAGGUCGUCCGGUCAAAUUUAACGACGGCCUAGCAUCGUCCCAUCCGCAAUUACCCGACAAUUAUAAUUAUUGUGGUUCAAAGGGCUUUGAAGGGACAAUAAUGACCGGGUCCGUGUGUGUGGAGGACACUUUCCAAAGACUAUAUUAUAGGUACGGUGUUUAAACGACACGCGAACCAGACAAAGACCUAACCGAGUGCUUUUGUUUUGCACGAUUUUGAAGUCAUUUCGACGGUUUUAAACGAUCAAUCGACAACCGCGAGCAACUCCGUAGUCGCACACACGCUAUGUUUGUAUAUUUAUCGUUAAUUUAGUGUACCGAUAAUAAUUGUAUUUUUUAUGAAUAUGUGAUAUUAUCCUCCGGGGGAGACCGCUCCCUCGCCCAGACAGCUGCAGACCAAAACACUACUUACGGUAAUACCUGUUAUUCCAAAUGAUUACACUUAAUUACUUACUUAGAAUAUACCCAUUAUAUAAUAUUGAUAAUUCGAUAAACGGACUCGAGGGGCACCGGUCAACUGCUUGUUAAUAAAUCAUUGCUUGAUGAUCUAAGUUUACCUUUGACCUCUUGACCCCCUCCUCAUGCGCGCCGGUGCCAUAACGUUAUCACUCUGUUUCGGACACACGUAUAAUUAUAAGUUUUUUUUUUAGCUUCUUAAUGGAGCUAAGAAGGUAUAUUUUAUUUUAAAAUUUAACUUUUUACACUUAUAGAUAUACCAUUUUAGCUUUGUGUACUUUCCGGUAAUAUUUGAUUGUUUACUUUUAUAAACCAGGCGAUCUAGUCAUGUUUAAUAUAAUUUAUUUUAUAUAAUAUAAACAUCAUAAUACUGAUUAUAUAUUAUUAUAUUAUAUGUUCUCAACUGUGAUAAUACGUUUAAUAAUAUUAUAAUUAUUAUUAUUAUUAUUUUUUUUUAACUGAUCGAUUUUUGUGUAUAUACAUAUUUAUUUUGUGAUCCUCGGGAAAUCAUAAUAAUAAUAUUGUAACUUAAAACUUUUUAACGUUAUCGUAACCAAUAAUU